CGGCGAAGUCAGUCCCUGCUGGAAGCACGUAUCAACUUUCACAAAAAUAUCUUCAAAGAUCUUUCACAAUGACCUUCAGGGUCCAUCUCACUGGGCGUCGACACAUGGACCUACUGCGAUAACCGGUGUUCCGCUGGGUGCUGCUUCCGAGUGGUACGUAUGGCUUUCUCUUGCCAUUUCAGCAACAUCUACCUACGUAUUUCAUAACUUUAUCCGCAAACGUUUCCAAGUACUUCUCCCAAACAACCAUGAAAUUGAUUGCCGUCUUGGAAACCAAUCAAAUCGAAGUGCCGCGACAAGAUGUUCGUGAGGCUCUUGCUGCGAGUCCAGACACAUAUUUGGCAGCCCAACAACAAGUCAUGAAGCCCCAAUUGAUAUUUGGAGUGCAGUAUGUUCUGGAUCAUAUUCCCAAAGAUGAACUGGUCGUUCGCAUGGGAUGGGCAGCAUCAGGCCAUCGAAUGCUAGGAGCGCCCAUUCUGGGCCUUUUCGUCUUGACCAGCAAUCAGCUCCUUUUUGUGCGGCAGGAUCCCUCGACUAAACAACCCGUUCUUCAAGAGUACCCACUGUCCGGCAUCUCCAAAGUAUCGCAAUCGGGAUGGCCCCUUGGAUUGCGAAAGUUGCAUUUUACAGCCAACGGAGAAGAGCAUACCUUGGAACGUGUCCACAAGGAUAAUGCUAGCUAUAUCGAGCAGGAGCUAUCCAAAUAGACAUGCCUGCUGUGCCUGUAGCCAGUAUAAUAGAAUAGGCUUAAUUUAAUCGCUUUAGGCUCAUUGUGCGUUAUAGCAACGGCG
Seminavis robusta is the source of this 791-nucleotide messenger RNA. The record is from the annotation of a GenBank genome assembly. NCBI's taxonomy places the organism in Eukaryota, Bacillariophyta, Bacillariophyceae, Naviculales, Naviculaceae.